UUCCCUUUAAAAAAAAGUAAAAAAAAUAAUUAAUUCGAAGUGCUAUCGCGGGGUGUAGAUUUUUUAAGUUUUCAAAAUUUUCUCAGCAUUGGCAAUCUGCAACAGUGGAAGGCCGCGGACUCCUGAUUUUCUCCGGCAGAUUUGAAAAUCAAUCAAGGGUAAUAGGUUGACCAGAGAGCUGCGAAGAUGGCAACGGAGUCUUCUGAGGGAGAGGAUGAAGGAAAACUUGUGGGAGGCAGCAAGGAUUUAAUUGUGGAUGGUGACCUGCGAGAAAUGACAAAAAAUGCAGCUUGGAGUGUUAGUUCUUGCAAGCCUGGUAAUGGAGUUCAGUGCCUCCGAGAUGAUAAUUCCGAAACCUAUUGGCAAUCUGAUGGAGCACAACCUCAUCUGAUAAACAUUCAAUUUCAGAAGAAAGUGAAAUUGCAACUUAUUGUGCUCUAUCUCGAUUUCAAGCUUGAUGAGAGCUACACACCUAGCAAGAUCUCUAUUAGAGCUGGCGAUGGCUUUCAUAACAUGAAGGAAAUAAAAGCUGUGGAGCUAGUCAAGCCAGCUGGUUGGGUGUACAUCUCGUUAUCCGGAAAUGAUGCGCGGGAAACUUUUGUUAAUACUUUCAUGCUGCAAAUUGCUGUAUUGUCAAAUCACCUUAACGGAAGGGAUACCCAUAUGCGCCAGAUAAAAGUUUAUGGACCUCGACCAAAUCCUGUUCCGCGUCAGCCAUUUCAGUUCACCUCUCCUGAGUUUUUGACAUACUCCACUGUCAGAUGAGGAUAGCGAGAAUGAGAUGCCACUGUCUCUGUAUCAUACACUGCUCUGCUAUAUUUGUUCUUAUCAUUCCUCCAAUGUCAGAUGAAUUUUUUAAAAAAAAAUUAUCUUGGCAACCAAGAGAUGAUGCUGUGAUUGCUGAUCGGCUGCCUGGCAACCCUUGAUUCAGAAGUAAACCAUGCACACUGCCAGGAUAGCAGGAAUUAGCUACGCUUUGAAUCGAUUCAUAUGGUAUUGCCAAAUUAAAAUGUACUUGUAUAACUGUGGAACAUCUGUGUUUAUGCUUUUGUCCAUAAUGCUUAGCAAUAGAUAGGUAUACCUUGUUUGUUCGCCUAAAUGAAAAAUGAGGUUGUUGAUGUGGUUUGUUUCGCGCAAUGUUAUACUUUGUACAUUUGUUCA
Messenger RNA from Spinacia oleracea (spinach), 1161 nucleotides. Its product is annotated as anaphase-promoting complex subunit 10. The transcript is spliced from 7 exons. Gene Ontology annotation, biological process: anaphase-promoting complex-dependent catabolic process; protein K11-linked ubiquitination. The record is from RefSeq and is a predicted model, not a curated record. Lineage: Eukaryota; Viridiplantae; Streptophyta; Magnoliopsida; Caryophyllales; Amaranthaceae. The coding region runs from base 187 to 765 and encodes 192 amino acids. Gene Ontology annotation, cellular component: anaphase-promoting complex.